Messenger RNA from Zeugodacus cucurbitae (melon fly), 1398 nucleotides. RefSeq names its product protein tilB (gene tilB). Gene Ontology annotation, cellular component: cytoplasm. Bases 133 to 1323 code for a protein of 396 amino acids. The transcript is spliced from 5 exons. Gene Ontology annotation, molecular function: protein binding. Gene Ontology annotation, biological process: outer dynein arm assembly. The record is from RefSeq and is a predicted model, not a curated record. Lineage: Eukaryota; Metazoa; Arthropoda; Insecta; Diptera; Tephritidae.
UUAAUUAUUGUUUAGAUUUGUUGUCAAGGAAACCCGAACCCAGUCAUAUUUGUUUAUUUGAAGCAAAAAAAAAACAAUUAUGCAACAAACAUUUUGUCAAAACGUGAGUAAAGUCAACGCGUUUUCGAAGAAAUGGUAAAGAUCACAGAAGAAUUGGUGCGCAAGAAAUGCGAGCAUAAUGAAUGUCUCAUCAGCACGCUGGAAGAGCUCUCGCUGCAUCAGGAAGACAUUGAGCGUAUCGAGCAUUUGCAGAAUUGGUGUCGCGACCUAAAGAUUUUGCUGCUGCAGUCCAAUCUCAUUGGCAAAAUAGAGAAUCUGCAUAAAUUGAAGAAAUUAGAAUACUUAAAUUUGGCUAUAAACAAUAUAGAACGUGUGGAGAAUCUCGAGGCACUCGAAGCGCUCAACAAAUUAGAUUUAACAUUGAAUUUCAUUGGCGAACUCACAUCGGUGGAAUGUUUGAAGGACAACUACAAUCUGCGCGAGCUCAUACUCACUGGCAAUCCAUGCUGUGACUAUCCGCAUUAUAGAGAUUACGUGAUGGCCACGCUGCCGCAACUGCAUCGUUUGGAUUGUGAGGAGAUCAAAAUGUCGCAAAAGUUACAGGCUCAAAGGUCGCUCACGGCGCACCGUGCUGUUAUUGUACAAAAACAAGCCGAUUAUUGCAUGCAACGUGACGAGCAAAGGGUGCGUGUGGCCGAACAGAGAUCGCAGCUGGAGAGCGAAAUGGCGCAAAUCGACGAUGAAGAUAGACGUUUGAAAAAAUUUUGGGACACCAAAAGUGAGCAUUGCCCCGAGACACGCAUGGACAUAGCCAAAUAUCAUAAAUUGGGGCGUGAGAAGAAGACAAACACGACGGAGCUGCAGAAGUCAGUGCGACGUGCCGUAAAUCUCUUUGCGCCCUGCGGCCGACCCUACAAUCUAAAUCAAGCGAAAUUGCCAUUCAAUUUGCAGGACGAAUGUAAUGAGUACAUACUGGAGCUCGGCGUUUACAAAUACUUGGAUACAUCACAGCUUCAAGUGGAUGUCGAGUCGAAUUAUGUGCGCGUUACAGUGAAAGGGAAAAUUUUCCAAAUGGCAUUCUCGGAGGAGCUCAAUAUCACCGAGGCAAGCGUCAAGCGAUCGCAGAUAACGGGUUAUUUGCUGGUAAACAUGCCAAAGUUGCAUGCUAAAGAGAUGCUGACCUUGCGACCACAAGUAUCAGAUAAUAAGGACGUUAGUGCAAGGACACAAGGAAAGAAUAGCAAAAUGGAUUUAAAAGGAACUGUGGAUAUAAAAACGAUAUGCAGCGACGAACACGCGGAUCUACCCGAGCUAAUUGAUUAAGCUAUUUCUUACACACGCCCUCUUAGUAAAUAAAAAAAGGCUGCUGAUAUAUAUAUUUUUUAAAUAAAAAUCGCA